Porites evermanni is the source of this 1391-nucleotide messenger RNA. The record is from the annotation of a GenBank genome assembly. NCBI's taxonomy places the organism in Eukaryota, Metazoa, Cnidaria, Anthozoa, Scleractinia, Poritidae.
GGAAUUGAUUGCCAGGACAUUCUGAGCCGAGGUCAGUCUCGGGGAGAUGGUAUGUACUGGUUAGAUCCAGACGGUGGAAGCCAUUCAAAUGCGUUUUUGGCUUACUGUGACAUGACUUCAUACAAUGGAGGAUGGACCAUGUGUUACACUACUGAUGAAUACGCCAAACCCAGGACUGAAGUCACCUACAAUCCUAAUUUUCUUUAUGGAAAUGACGGUUACAGAACAAACUGCAACAACAUUAAAGUAAGUUGGUUCACUUGAUAUUCAACAACCUCUUUACUUUCAAGAAAAUGUUGACAAAAUUUCGUUCGAAUAAUAGUCCUCUCCAAAUUCGCGGAGGUUUUUUGGAGGGCUGAUAAGAGCUCACCAGUAGUAUGCGCAAAAAGAUUUAUUAUAUCAGGCUCACAGGACAAGGAACGAAAAAUGGAGGAACAAAGGUCGAGCAAUUUCGUGCGGUUUUGUAUUUUAGAAAAUCACUGACUUUGAUGAAAAUCAACCACACGCUAGAAAGAAUUCUGACUCCAAGUGGGACUCGAACCUACGACUCUCCGUUAUUUAGUCGGAUGCUCUUGCCACUGAGCUCCUUGCGGCUGCUUGAUGAGCUGGGGUAUUUCUAUUAGCCGACCUCAGUGAUUAAAGCAUCCGCCUAGAGUGAAAAACAAAAUUUCUUUUUUGGUUUCUUGUUGUUAUUAUUACAUUUUCGAGCAUUGCGGUUUUGUUUUUAUUUGUCACUAAGAGCACACCAAAUUUGGGUACGCAACAUUUACCAUAUUUUAUUACGAUAUUGCUGUUUAUACUUUGCUGUUUUGGGGGGGGUUUUUAACUUUUAAGCGAUGAUACAUUCUAAAUGUUUAGUCAAAAAGAAUUGAGUUGUUUGAAUUAUCAAGGUUUUUCAUACUUUCUGGCCCUGAAUUGUACAUCACUCGACAGUUAUCAUUUCUAAGGCACCAACACAUCAUUUGAUUCCAUUUGAUCAGGUCCGAUGAAUAACAACAGUUGUUUUUCUUCUUUUGCUUCAGUUCACUGAGAUUAUUUUCGUUGAUCACCAAACUGGAGAUAAGGCUCACUUCAAACGGAAAACUAACUUGCCCAUCAAAGCUGUUGGUAACUAUGGGAAGCGAGCUAGUACCUAUGGAUUGUGGGAAGGCUUUGGAGCCAUGAAUAGUGGUUAUUCGUACCAGCUGUUGAUCUGUGAUGUUUCUUUUUACACCGGGUUUUUUGUUUCCGGCUACACUAACUGUUACAAGCAGUGUACCGGCUGGUGUCAUGAUCGUAAAUCGCCCUAUUUCCGCACAGCUGCUACAAAUAGCGGCUAUAAGGGUGUGGCCUUCAAUACCAAUGGCCACCGAUCCGUCAGCACUCGCUUGAUGAGUGUCGGUCUGCGUUAG